UCAAAAGUUCAUCUCUAUGCAGUUAUCAACAAACUCUGAAAUCCAAAGACCCCCACGUAAGAGCCUUCACAUGAACUUGGAAAUGGCGCCAUCCUUUGGAGAUCUCGGGGAACUGACGCGUGCAGGAGGAGCUGCUGGUGCGCAACUGCGCCGGUCUCACUGACGCAUGGACAUGCUGCCGGUGGCAUUAUCUAUUACAUGGAAAAGACGAUAUGGGCUUUCAUGUCGCAGGGAAUGGCAUGCUGACGAUGUGUGCCAUUCCAUGACGGGCCUCUCCAGUUCUCCUCCUGGUUCUCACGAAUGCAUCAUGGGAAAUGCACGGGUUGCGGUGUAGAAAUAAAUUCAUGACACGAUUAAAAUGUCACUGUGUUACAGAGGAACAGAGAGGCGGAUGCUGGCCGACUCUGAGUGCUUGAACCCUGAUCUUUGCGGCUGACCCCCCUCCACCCCGGGGUCCAGCUGACGUGUCACUUCGGGCCCAGAAAAAACAUAGAUUUACCGGGAAAAGUUCUUGAACGGCGCAGCGCAAGAAGUGGAACCACAAGAGCCUUGUCAUUGCUCUCCGGUGACAAGUGGGCCUGUUUUUACACCUUCCUUCUAAAUAAGGAAGCGGCCUGACAGACAUAUGACCACCGACCCAAUUUGGGAGCAGCCCGAGUGCCCCCAUCGCGUCCCAGGCCGCUGAACACCACCAAUAAGCUUUCUUCCCUUUCAGGCCAGCAGUGACAGUGGGCCAUUCCCUUCCACUCUCCGCAGACUUGAUAUUUUUCCUGCUGCCUGCUCCCUUUCCACCCUUGUAUUAUCCCAGCGGUGAAGUCAGCAUGAUGUCAUCCAGGGAUGCGAUAGCCCUGGCAAGGUUGAGGCAGGGUUUUUGGUGAGUGGGUAGCCCAGAGGAUUUAUUCUGAACUCUUACCGGGAGAGAGAGACUGUCAGAGGGGAAGAGAGAGAGACAGAGCGAGUGCGUGUGUGUGUGAGAGAGAGAGAGGGGCGCGGAGGAGCUGCAAAACAUGGUAAUCACCACCAACAACAUCACCAUCACCAUCACCAUCACCUCCAGCUCUGCCGCGCACUCUCCCGUCUCCUCUCCUCCUCUGCACCGGGGCUUGCGUUUCAUGCCCAAAGCCCUGCUCUGCGCUCCAAAAAUAACCCUCAGCCAGCAUGCCGAAGGAAGCAAAACAAGAAGAGCGGUAUUUUUAGGGUCAUUAAUUUCGACCACGUGGUCCGAAGGUAAACCGGAUGGCCGUUGCGCAAAGGCUCCUCGUCAGUAUGUCCUGCGAGGCCGGCACGCCGCACUGGACGCUGACCGCGGUGGUUCUCCUGGGCUUUCUGCUGGGGAUCGUGUCAGCGUACCCUUUACCGAGCAGCAGGACAAAUGCAACUUUACUGGAGAAACGAUGGGAGACCCUCUUCUCCCGCUCUGUACUGGGGAUCUCCGGGGAGAAACCGGAGCUGAACUGGGAGAGCGACUAUCUGCUGGGCAUCAAAAGAGUGCGGAGGCUCUACUGCAACGUGGGCAUCGGGUUUCACCUUCAGAUCCUCCCCGAUGGCAGGAUAAACGGUGUACAUAAUGAAAACCAGUACAGUCUAAUAGAAAUCUCUACGGUGGAGAGAGGAGUGGUGAGCCUUUAUGGGGUGAAGAGUGAAUUGUUUGUCGCAAUGAACAGCCGCGGGAGGUUAUACGGAACGAAAGUCUUCCAUGACGAGUGCAAGUUCAAGGAGAGCAUGCUCCCGAACAACUACAACGCCUACGAGUCCCUGGUUUACAGAGGAUCCUACAUAGCGCUCAGCAAGCACGGCCGCAUCAAGAGGGGCAACAAGGCCACGACUGCCAUGACCGUAACGCACUUCCUACCCCGAAUAUGACGAGCGAAGAAAAACUGGCUAUAACAAACUCUUUUGCACAUGUGGAUUAUUUCCCAGGUAACAUGAACACCAUAUACGUACGUACAAACACAAAAGACAAAAUGGACUGCAAAAGAAAGAAAUACAGUUAUAUCUGAUAGUAUUUAUUCAAACUUUAUAUGUAUAUUUGGGUAGCUUACUUUGUAUUAGGAAAUUAUGGAGAUGCCAUUCUUUGCUGCUUUUAUGAUUUUGAUCGUUUUGUGAUAUGAAGGGGAUGGAGGGGCGGCGUUUUGUCCCCUCAGAUUUUAUGGGUGCUUGCUGGAAUUGGUCCUUGCCCUGUCGGUGGAUGACAGUUCAUCUGUUUUUUUUUUUUUGUUUUGUUUUGUUUUUGGAAAUGAUACGUUAUUACCUCAAAGCACCAUAUCCCGAGGAGAAGAUGUAGGAAAAAGAGAAAUGUGUGCAUGAAAUUUCUACGCAGAUGAAUGCCUGUUUACUUACAAUGUUGAUUUUGUCGCCAUCCGUUUAGGGUUUAGACGACUCCCAUAUGUUUGAUUGUCACUGUCAGGGGGCAACUAGAGCACUUGCAAAUGUGUUUUUUUUUUGUUUUUUUCCUGCGUCGUCAUGCGGUGGCGGUGCCUUGAAUUCCUUCUUACGGCCCCCUUAUCCUUGCCUGCAGGGACACGUGGUGCUCAAGUCAGAAAUAGGAACGAUACGCAAGUCAUCACUCCCUCAGACACCGCAGGAGGACUUUAGCCCAAUUCCUAGAGGGCCAGAGGUUUCGCCAUUUUAUUUUCUUUCCAUAAUUAGAUCAAUUAAGUAAUUGAGACUCUAUGCUGCACAGGACCCAGUGGAGUCUCUUGUUAAUAUGGAAAGCUAGAUUUAGAGUCAGCA
This is a messenger RNA of Mugil cephalus (flathead mullet), 2733 nucleotides long. RefSeq names its product fibroblast growth factor 6-like. Gene Ontology annotation, cellular component: cytoplasm. The transcript has 3 exons. Gene Ontology annotation, molecular function: fibroblast growth factor receptor binding; growth factor activity. The coding region runs from base 1237 to 1863 and encodes 208 amino acids. The record is from RefSeq and is a predicted model, not a curated record. Gene Ontology annotation, biological process: regulation of cell migration; fibroblast growth factor receptor signaling pathway; positive regulation of cell population proliferation. NCBI's taxonomy places the organism in Eukaryota, Metazoa, Chordata, Actinopteri, Mugiliformes, Mugilidae.